AUGGAGGUGUCGGGGCCGACGGGAGAGGCGCUUCCACCACGAGAGGGUGGCCCCACGUCGCCCUCCGUGUCGGGUUCCUCCGCUGCGGCGCGUGUGACGGCGUCGCUCGAAUCCUCCCCGCAGCCGUCUGUGGCCGACGAGGCGGGAGCUGGUGACUCUCCAAGCAUGUCACAAAUUCCUGCUAUCGACGCCCUGUUGUUGGCGCAACGGAUGCGAGAGAGCACGGAGCUCGGCUCGGACACCGCGGAGCAAAGUCCAACGACUCCAAGCAGUCAGUCCCCCGUCGCGGUGAACCCGCGGCGCUCGCUAAACCCCGCCUUUUCCCUUAGCCCUCGUGCAGCAAGUGGCGGUGGCGUGCUGCACGUCACCUCAGCCACGCCAAGCGUCACCUUAAGCACAGACCGGGAUGCGCCUCCGAUGGAGUACAGCUACGCUCUGGGCACAGUGGAGGGCCGUCGCAACUUUGUUGCAGAUGUGUUGCACCUCGCAAGACAGAUGAGCAUGCAGAAGCUUGUAGAGGAGCUUCUUCCUGUCUUAUUGCUGGCUUCAAACUACGAAGAUACUGUCUGCGCGAUUGCCCGUGUAUUACCGGAUGUUGUGAAACUCGUUCCGGCACUGAGCGAAGAUACAUUUGUGUACUUUUUAGGACUUAUCAUGAAUUUAUGCUGCGCUGCUGAUCACAUCGCUUUGCGUGCGGUUGCGGCGUCGCUGCGGGAGAUUGGGUGUUACGUGAAUGAUGACAUCGCUGCGAACCUGCUGCUACCCCUCCUAAUGUCCAUGUUAGUGUCCUACUGGAGCUCCCCAAGGGCCGUGGCCGCAUCUUUGCUAGGCGUCUUUGCUGCCCGACCGACGCUUGUAGAGAAGAGUGGUAUGAAAGUGAUGCAGUGGUUUAACUGUUUUAUUGACCUCGCAAGUGACAGGUGUCAGUUUGUGCAGGAGAUGGUGGUACGCUCGCUGCAUCAGUGGGUGGCUGUGGCGAAGGCACACGGUGUGAAUAUUGUCGAAAUGCUACUUCCCUUAGUGCAUGAUUGCAUGACAGAAGAGAAGAGCGACGUGGUUCGUCACUUGCACGUCGCUGAACUUGUGACUCUCGCGGAAUGCAUAGGAAAGGAGGCAACGACGAGGCACCUUCUGUCGCUGUUUAUUGAGGCAACCAAAGACACCAGUUGGCGUGUGCGGUACACCGCCGCAUUUCACCUCGGACGCUUUUCCAGCUGCUGCUGUCUUCAUCCGGAUGCACUUUUAGACGUCUUUGUUGCCCUCUGCAGGGACGAGACGAAGGAGAUCCGUGCCGCCGCCGUGGAACAGCUUGGUGUAUUCUUUCGUCUGAAUUCGCCAGAGUUGCUAAGCAAAAUGUGUGUGGUAGCAGCCUCUCUUGCACAGGACAGGGAAGUCAUUGUGCGGACAAGCGUCGCAAAUUUUUUUUAUGUGUUCCUCUCCCCCAGCAUUGUUGAGGAGUACACAGCGGAGCAGCUGCAGGCCCUUUUUGCCCUCUUAACCGACGAAAAUUACAUCGUUGGGCAAAGUGUAAUGCGGAGCCUGAAAAGUGUCGCUGCAAACCUCAGCAAAUACCUGAACCCCGCUGGAAGCGAUGGUGAGCGGAAGGUCGCAGGGGAGGAGGAAUUUUCGGUGGCGUGUAACAGUCACCAGGGCAGACGCAGUGGGAGCGCCAUGAACUGCUCCCCUUCUGCUCGCGCAGACGCUGAUGUUCCUCCACCGUUGUUGACGGGGCCAGUCGACGAGGAACAACGACGGCGUGCCACACUCGUUAUUUCAGGACUCAUUGAUCAGCUACACAUCGUUCGCGAUUCGAAAAACUGGCGCAUGCGUGAGGCGCUGGUCGUUGCUAUCCGCUACUUUUCUGUCACCCUUACAGAAGAAGGCUUCAUUCCGCUUCUGUACCUUAUUCGCUCGCUGCUUCGGGACCCAGUUUGUGCCGUGCGGGAGAGCGCGAUUGCGACGCUGACGGCAGUGGCAACUUCUUACGGCCCUGAGUGGGCCGCUCUCAUGGCAUUCGAUCUUUUUCAGUGGGAAUUUGCCUUCAAGGCCCGCACGCCGUACGUCUGGAGAGUUGUGGCGAUUCAGUCACUUUCGGGCAUUCUUCCCGUGGUGAGUGGCCUCUCGCCAAUGGAUCUGCGCCGCCAGGAGCUUAUACAGCAGUGGAUGCGUCUGGUGCGAUUCUUCUCUGAAGACGCCGUCUCGAACGUGCGCCUGGCAGUUGCGAAGUCGCUGUUGGCGCACUGGGACUGGUACGCGGUGUGCGGCAUCCAUCACAACGUCAUCCGCCAGUGUGCCGACCGCCUGCAGCGCGACAGUGACGUGGGUGUUUCGCGUGUUGCAGCGGAGCUCGACGUCAGCAGGUUGGCUGGCGAUGGCAACUCUUUUUAG
Molecule: messenger RNA, 2388 nt
Organism: Trypanosoma rangeli
Lineage: Eukaryota; Euglenozoa; Kinetoplastea; Trypanosomatida; Trypanosomatidae
Product: putative protein phosphatase 2A regulatory subunit
Exons: 1
Coding region: 1-2388 (795 amino acids)
Biological process (GO): protein dephosphorylation
Cellular component (GO): protein phosphatase type 2A complex; cytoplasm
Molecular function (GO): protein binding; protein phosphatase regulator activity
Source: RefSeq, a predicted model, not a curated record